AUGCCAAACAUACCUUAUCAUGUACUUGAACAAUGGGCCAAUCGCUCCAAGCAGUGGCCAUCAGCACAUGUUAUUGAAAUGGUACGAAAAUCAGUGUGCCAUUUAGUACCUAAACGCUGGCUCGGAAUUAACGAAGGUGAAGAAGAUUCGUUAACAUGGCGUCUAUCGCUAAGCUUUGCAGAAGUGCUGUUGACGGACUCAUGGAACGAACAGGAAAAAAAUUUUUAUCGAUUGUUGAAGUCGUUCAUCCAAGAAUUAGCACCAGAUACUAUAUCGUCGCAUCAUAUUAAAACAUUUCUCUUUACGUAUAUGGAAGGUAAUUAUCUCCAAAUGCAAGAAGCACAAGAACAAGCGGAUUUAUUCUUACAUAUCGUACAAUGUUUGUCACUUGCUUUGAAAACUAAAAGCAUGUCAAAUUAUUUUAUAUCUGAUAUCGACAUGCUGCGAUUAAUACCCGAAGAAAAAUGUAUGUUUUUAGCUGAAAAAUUGGAUGAAUUUCAUGCAAAGCCAGUUGAAACAAUAAAACAAAUGAAAACGAAUUUUCAACUAUUAGUCAGAUGGUCUCGUGUGAAAACCCCUCUAGUAGAUGACUAUUCUAAAACUCAAAUUUAUAUAUGGCAUCUCAGAUCACUAUUGUUCUUAGCAGUAAAAGAACGUGAUCAUAUCCGACUGCAGCGUUUUCAGCAUAUCGUGAACUUAUCGAAUAAAUAUUUCCAUACAUCAUCAAAUGACACCAUAUCCAACGUCGAAGAGCUGUUAUUUACCUGGUUAAAUGUGACAGUUACACCGAAAUUGCGAAAAAGUUUACCGACAUGUUUCGAACAAGAAGGCCACUAUCCAAUUCAAAGAUAUGAUAAUAGGAAACUCUUUUGGUUAACAUAUAAUAUUUGGGAACCAAUUGUAUUGAUGUUUAAUAUGAGUGACAUGUAUUUUGACGAAGAAUAUGAACAAGACAGUGACGAUGAGAAUGACACCAACACAAGUGACAUUGUUGUGAUUCCAUUUUUAAAAUUAAAUGGAGUAGCAACCAAUAAACGCGAUUAUAAUUAUAUACCGAUUGAAAAAUAUCAUCUCCAGAACAUUUUCGAAGUUUUUCUUACAAUGCUCUGCGUACCAUUGCUGGAUUUACCAACGUGUACUGAUAUUCAAUACCUGAUCGACCGAUUUCGUGGUAUAGGUAUAAAAAACGACUUGUUAGCAAAUGCAUUCUAUGAUGCAGCACUGGAGAAAUCGAUCGUUGUUUUCAAACUGAAACAGAAUUUAUAUGCUUUAGAAAAAAAUGAUCCUAUUUGUGUUACUAUAAAUAUAGAGCAGAAAUCUUUUGCAGAAGAUCGUCAUAAUCAAUGUUCAGAACAAUUGAAAAAUUUAUUUUGUCGCGCACUAGAAUUAUCAGAGACGCGAACGUUGGAAAUCAAUGUCAAUAUGUGUUAUACUUAUUACUUUCUUUUCGGUUAUUAUGAUCAAGCUAUUGACAAAAUAAAAACAAUUAUUCAAGUUUACACGAUGAACGAAGAAGAAAAUGGUCAAUAUACAACAUUAUCAACGAUAGAAUUUUCCGAAGCGUCUGAAAAGUGCCCAAUCUUGUGGUAUCUCUCUAAAAAGCUAGACAAGUCUGAGUUCGUUGUUCCAUCGAUUGUUCUUGCCUUCUAUACACUUUUUCAAUCGUAUCGUAUGAUUGACCAGUGGGAUAAUGGGCAAGACUACAUUGAACAAUUUCAGCGUGUAUGUGCACAAUUAGAGACUGCAUCGUUUAUGUGUUUGGCUUUAAUGAAUGAAGCAACUUAUAUACUACUUGAGUUUCCAGAAAUCGCGCAUGAAUUAACCAAUGAGUUACUCUCAUUGUGUGGUAUACGCUGUCUGGUUUGCUUUUCUGAUGAUAACUCUUCUUCAGAUCUUGAUUUAACACUUGACUUACCGUAUGCUUUGUCGGAGUGUGGUGACGACAAUCAAUUAAUUCACAUCACAUCGAAAUCAGUUAAACAACUGCCAUCGAUGUUGGUCAUUCGUCAUGGCUAUGACUGCUAUAAAAUGCGUCCAUGGUUAGUUAAUUCAAUAACAAUUUUGGAUGAAUUACAAAAAUGGAUGAGUCGUUUACCAUCUUCAGAUUUUAUUCUUGACUAA
Adineta ricciae is the source of this 2121-nucleotide messenger RNA. Lineage: Eukaryota; Metazoa; Rotifera; Eurotatoria; Adinetida; Adinetidae. The record is from the annotation of a GenBank genome assembly.